Molecule: messenger RNA, 2925 nt
Organism: Aspergillus neoniger CBS 115656
Lineage: Eukaryota; Fungi; Ascomycota; Eurotiomycetes; Eurotiales; Aspergillaceae
Product: putative telomere silencing protein Zds1
Exons: 3
Coding region: 177-2798 (873 amino acids)
Biological process (GO): establishment of cell polarity; positive regulation of G2/M transition of mitotic cell cycle
Cellular component (GO): cell septum; cytoplasm
Source: RefSeq, a predicted model, not a curated record
UGCUCCUCUCCGUCGACGCUUCUUCCCCGCUCCCAUGAUUCCAUGACUACCUUUUCUCUGCGUUGUCUUACGGCCCUGGUGGUACAUUGACCUCCUCACCACCAAGCGACUUUCCUAAUCCAUAGCCAACCCCGGGGCGUUUUCUUCCUGUCCGGUCCCCCGGUUAAUUUGCUCUCAUGCAGGCUUCACCGAGCCCCUCUGAGCCAAGCGGAGGAUAUGCAACGAAAAGAGGCCAUGUACCUCAACUGUCGAUCAGUGACCCCAGUCACCAUGUCACCGAAGCCAUUGGCCAUAUGUACGAUGACGAUUACGACAAGCGAGAUUCUCGACGCCUCAGUUUCAUAUCCUCCCCGUUGAGCGAAUCCAUUACUAUAAUUCCCACAAAGCUCGCCGGCUGCGAAUCUCCUACCUCCCCACAGUCUCUCCAGGUUCAAAACCACAUCAAUGAUCAUAAUAAUCGGCAAGCGAACGGGCAACCAUGGCCGCAUGGGGCCAAGUCCGCCGAAAGUAGCCCGACGUCUCCCGCGUCCACCACGUCCCCCGUAUCGACCGACACAGCCACAACCUCCUUCCCUCUGAACGAUGUCGACUAUGAAUCCGACCCGGCCGCCGUAGCACAAGAGCUGAACAAUCUCGCCGCGAUCCGGCGGAUGUCUAUGGAUGUUGCUGCUACGGAUGACCCCGAUCUCCCGAGCUUCUCCGUUCCAUCCAUAGCGCCCUCUCCCUCCGACGACGAAAACGAUGCAUCGCGACUGUUUUGGGUUCCAGCCCGUUUACACCCGGAACUUGCCCCGAAGGAGUUCAAGUCUUUCCUUGAAAGUAAAACAGAACAGAUCAAGCGGAAAUCAGGCGACUUUUCUACCUUGGGCCCGGAGCGUGAGGGAUCAAUAAGGGGCUUGAGGCGGAAGCGGUCUAUGCUAUCCAGGCAGAUUGACACCUCUCAGGGAUAUACAGAUGGCGCCGAACGACUCGAACGAAAACGCUCACAAUCGAAACGCGAUUCGUUGGGGCCCAAUCUGCAUGAACUAGAAACAAUAGUGAACGAUUCGAAGCCGCGAGUUCCCAACGCAACGAAUAUCCUCGAUGGAAUCCAGAAACUUGGCAUUUCCACCGAUGAGGAUAAACCUAUCCUUCCCCCUGCACCUCCAAGCCACAGCCUCAGACGCUCGACAAGGACACAAUAUAGGAAGGCCGGAAGUCUGAAGAAAGGCGAGAAGGCACCGUAUUCGAAGCGCGUGGCUAGAACUUCGGACGCAGAUGAGAGGGUUACUUCACCAACUGGUUCAUCUGGAGGUCAAGCAGUCUUGGGGCUGACGCGAAUGUCUACCGACCCAACACCCAGUUCAACGCGAGCUCAAGCUGCGGCCAAAUCGACGCAAGGCGCACCCCAGGCCCCUGUUGCGACAACUAGUACAACAACAGCAAGCUCCAGUGUAGACUCAGCGGUGGAACACUCACAACCAGCCAACGACCGCUCUCAUGAUGCAGCUUCGUCAGAUCCGUCGAACAGGGCAAGCGCGCCAGCACAUUCGCGACAAUGGCACUCACGGAUCAGCUCCAAUGGACGGUCAACGGCGGACGUUCCACCGUCAGAACAAAAGAUACCUGAAAUCAUUGAAACGCCUCCUCCCGGGACUCCCACCACGCCUUCAACACCGACCUCACAGUCACAUGCGUCCCCGAAAGCACCUGCAGGCCAAGAUAGAAUGCAGGAACGAAGCUCAAGUAAGCGGUCGGCACAUAGUCGCACUCAGAAGGAGACCACACCCACCUUCAAUGACUUCGCCAAUACCCCACAGCCUCUUCCUGGAAACACCACCCGAACGGACAGCCUGUCGUACAUCCCAACUUUCGAGGAUCGCAAGGCUGAUUCGAAAGAGAAGGAGAAGGAAACAAAAGAGUCGAAAAAGUCAAAAGACAAGAAAGAUUCGGAGGGUGGCCGCAAAUCCAGCUGGCACUGGCUGCUGGGUUCCGAGGAUAAAGAUAAAGAGAAGAAAAAGGACAAGGACAGUGACUCGAAGAAACUCAAGGCCAAGAUAGUGGACAAAGUGCAUGAGACAGCGCACGCCCUGCCAUCCUCAAGUGAUUCUAGUCAGCGAGGCCGCGAAAGCGUUGCAGUGGAUCGACUGGAUCCCAAACUGGAAGAGGAGCGUCGCAAGGACAAUGCGCGACGGACUUCUGGGGAGUCGAAGAAAGAGAAGGAGUCUGGGUUGUUCUCCUCCAUAUUCGGCGGAAGUAGGAAGAAGAGCAGUGGUGACAGUAGCCAUCACAGCCAUCAUCACAAGAAAAGCGCUUCUCGAAACCUAUCACCUGAUCCGCCUGUGCGUGAGCUGCGGCCGGAUGUUGAUUACGCUUGGACCCGCUUCUCGAUUCUAGAAGAAAGAGCGAUUUACCGGAUGGCUCACAUCAAGCUUGCGAAUCCUCGACGCGCGCUGUACUCUCAGGUCUUGCUCAGCAACUUCAUGUACUCUUACUUGGCGAAGGUCCAGCAGAUGCACCCGCACAUGAUGUUGGCUACUUCCGCUGCGCAAAGGCAGCAGCAGAAGCAACAAGAAGAGUAUCAACAAUACCAAAGAUAUCAAGAGUCUCAGGUGCAACAAUAUACGGAUAGUUCCUACGAUGAUCCUCAAAUGUACGAAUAUACGGACGAUGCACAGGAUCAUUAUGGCACCCAUUCGCAAAGUAGCAAGGGUGGCUACGAGAAUGGAAAUGCAUAUGGCCCGGGACAUUACCAGUAUGGUCACUCGACAUUUGGCGACGACGUCCAGCUUGACGAUGAUGACGAUGAUAUGUGGUAAUAGGGAACAGACAAUUGAUUCCCUCUAUUGCUGUUGAUUCUAUUGCAGCGCACUAAAUACCCCUUGUGCCAAGUCUGGUCGGUUCUCACACUCUGUACACUGAUAUUAGCCUUUACUUCUUGUGUCA